Messenger RNA from Ziziphus jujuba (common jujube), 578 nucleotides. RefSeq names its product zinc finger BED domain-containing protein DAYSLEEPER-like. Gene Ontology annotation, molecular function: protein dimerization activity. Lineage: Eukaryota; Viridiplantae; Streptophyta; Magnoliopsida; Rosales; Rhamnaceae. The coding region runs from base 3 to 578 and encodes 191 amino acids. The record is from RefSeq and is a predicted model, not a curated record. The transcript is spliced from 3 exons.
ACAUGAAGAUAAACAUGGAUGGACUUCAAAUAAAUCUUGAAUCAAGUAGCUUUGAAAUGCCUAUUAAUUUAGAAGAUGUUGCAAGUCCUAUGGAGGGAGUCACAAGUGGGCAUAAAGUGAAACGCAAGAGAAAACUCACUUCAAAGGAAUUUAAUAUUUGUGAAAUUGAAGAGUUAGGUGCCAAUACACAAAAAUCACAAUUGGAGCUUUAUUUAGAGGAGCCAAGGAUGGCUACUGAAAUUGAAUUGAAUGUGCUUGAUUAUUGGAAAGCAAAUCAGUUUUGUUACCCUGAAGUUGCUUCAAUGGCUCGUGAUCUAUUGAGUAUCCCUAUAUCCACCGUUGCUUCUGAAUCUGCUUUUAGCAUUGGUGGACGAGUAUUAGAUCAAUUUCGUAGUUCAUUAAAGCCUAGCACUGUUGAAGCAAUAGUUUGUACAAGAGAUUGGUUAUUUGGGGAAAGAGAUAUUUUUAACCCGAUUAUUAAAUGGGUUGACACGAACACGACCCACGAACACGAAUUGCCAGGUCUAAGAGCUAUGAUGGGCAAGGAGGCAAGCAAUGGUGCUGGUGAGAUGGCUUGA